Molecule: messenger RNA, 442 nt
Organism: Eupeodes corollae
Lineage: Eukaryota; Metazoa; Arthropoda; Insecta; Diptera; Syrphidae
Gene: RpS26
Product: 40S ribosomal protein S26
Exons: 1
Coding region: 52-399 (115 amino acids)
Biological process (GO): translation
Cellular component (GO): ribosome; cytosolic small ribosomal subunit
Molecular function (GO): structural constituent of ribosome; mRNA binding
Source: RefSeq, a predicted model, not a curated record
AAAUCCAACUCUCUUUUCCGGUUAAACUUAGCUUGGUAAGGUUGUUCAAAAAUGACGAAGAAACGCCGCAAUGGAGGACGCUGCAAGCAUAACCGUGGCCACGUAAAGCCUGUGAGAUGUACAAACUGUGCGCGUUGUGUACCAAAAGAUAAAGCCAUUAAGAAAUUUGUUAUUCGAAACAUUGUAGAGGCGGCUGCAGUAAGAGAUAUAUCGGAAGCAUCUAUCUGGGAGACAUAUGUUCUCCCCAAGUUGUACGCCAAAUUGCAUUACUGUGUGUCGUGUGCAAUCCAUUCGAAAGUGGUCCGCAACAGAUCAAAGGAAGCUCGGCGUAUAAGAACUCCACCAGUGAGGACAUUCCCUAAGGAUAUGCAGCGCCAAAACAAUCAAAAUAGAAAGUGAAGUGUUAAGUCAUAAGAGCUUAAAUAAAAUAUCUUCUUAACAA